UAAAACCAGCCAUCAUAGAGUGAAAACUGAAAGGACAUUAAAAUACAUCCAAAAACUAACCUAAAAAAAAAUAAAAUAAAAAAAAAAUAUGAACGAUAAAAUAAUAUAAUAACUUAGGUAUUUUAAAAAUUGACUUUUGUGUUAUCUUAUUUAGCUACUGUAGUUUUCUGUAACUUGUGUUGACCUUCAGUUGACUAUUUUUCCCAUAAAUGCUUUAAAAAUUCCAGCUGACAAAAUAUAUAUAUUAAAAGCCUCUGAUGCCAAUGCACUUUUAAACAUAUUAUACCUGGUUGAUAUUGUGAAAUGAAUUAUUUAAUUUUAUUGUCAUAAUUUUCUGAAGAAUCUGAAUGUUCAUGUGGUGUAGGGCUCUUAGCUGUAAUGUAUAGCUGUUCAGAAUUCUGUUUGCACAGUCCACACACUGAUCAAAGACCUAUUCCUGGAAGUAUUGUCAAACAAGAUACUGUGCUUUUGGAUUUGUGUGUGAACACUAAAUCCCCACAUUGCAGAGGUGCUAAACAUGUUUUCCCUAUAAGAUGAUGGACUAGUUUGUAACCGCAUGAAAUCCACUGCUAUACUCUAUAAAUAAAAAGUGAUAUAGAUAGGAGAUAUGGAAAGUAGGAAAGGAGAUAUAUUUAGCCUCAAAUUCAAUGUAACAUUGAAGACUUGUCAAAGUGCUACCCAAUAAUCUGAUACUAGAGGCUGUAUAAAUAUACAGAAAAGAUGUACACUUUGUAAAGCUGCAGAGUUGUGUCCUUUCUGCAUCUCUAGGCAGCCACUCAAAGCAAAGUUCCCCUGAUAGUAGGCGACUAAAAUUAGUGAGCCCCUAUGACUGUCUUGGCCUAGCGUGUCAGAUUCCAUUCACAGACUCUGUCUAUGCUAACACAGCACCUGCUGCUAGCUGUUACAACCUAUUAAGCUUGGUAGAGACGGGCACCUAUGUCCAAGCAGGAUUAAAGCUUCAGGUCAGGUUCAACAAGUCAAUUUUUUUUUUUUUUCGCAUGCUUGUCUUUCUUUACUUUUUACCCAAAGUGGUGUCAAUUAAUGUCUGAAAUAGCCAGGCUCCAUGAAAUUGGAAAGGACUAGGGGCUGGACAUAUCUGUGCUGAGUGGCCCAUUUUAAUGAAGGGUCAGUUUGGCACUCUGAAACCAGGACCCCCUGUUGGAGCCUCAUUUAAGCUCAUGAUACAGUACUGAAAGUUCUCUGGAGGGGCUGGCAUGCUAUUCCAUUCAAACUGGCAACAUGAAAAACACAAGGAAAAGGUCUAAAAAUAUUAAACUGCUGAAUAACCAGUGGUGUACACUGCAGUUCUAAAGGACAGAGGCAGUAAUAAACAGCUUAAAAGACACAACCCAAUGUCUCCGGUAUCUGGAGUGAAGAAAUGGAACGCUGGGUUCUAGAAGGAGAUAGCUACUCGUUUCUUAGCAGUGCUCCACACACAUUCAACCUGCAAAAUCGGGAUGGCCCGAAUCAUGUAGAGAUCUUUGACAUCACUGCUAUCCCCAGCCAUCGUAGUGCCAUAUCUGAAACAACCUGCCUUUGUGACAUUUUUGGAGAUGACGGUGAGUCUCCGUCACUUUCAAGUAGCCCUGUGUCUGCCACAUUUCUCAGGAGGGCAGUGGAUCAGCGUUUUCCAACAGAAAAUGCAAAUGACCCUUCAGGGUCUUAUCACACUGCCAAUGAAUCUGACUUAGGUGGCACACCUUCUCCAAAUUUAAAGGAUUUUUCCACUUCUGAGACCUGGGAAUCAAGUUCACUACCAAUUGAAUUAACAAUCUUGUCAGAUUCCAAAAAUGGGCUUAACCCUCUCGAGUGCACACCACCUGCAACCAAAGUGAAUGAUGACUUUUCACAUACAGAUAACUGGGCAGAACCUCAAGUGUCAGUGAGCUCUACCCCAGUGAAUAAAAUAGAAAAUACAAAUGCGUCCGAACCACAGGAUAUUAAUUUAACACCAGAUACUAGUUUGAUAAAUCCAGCAAAGGAGCCUUCUGAUCCCUCAGGUAAAACUAGUAUAACAUCCUCCUCUUUAGAGGACAGAGAGCCUGCUUUCCUUGACCAAGAAGGAAUUUUUGCAACAUGUCAACAUACAAGUACAAACAUAUCUUUAGAAAGACAAGGCUGCCUACCCAUAUAUGAGUCUACUAAAUGUGCAUCCUCUCCACAAAUAAGUUUGGAAGAAUCUUCACCUGAGCUAAAUAAUGUGGUCUCUUCUGAGAACAAAGAAAGUAUGAACUGUCAUAGUUCACACGAGGAAAGCUUCCACCUUGCAAAAGAGACAAUUAAUAGUGUCACCCCAUCACAAUGGUCAAACGCUUCUCAGACAGUCCGUAUCUUUAGCCCAAUUCAGGAAAUGUCUACUUCACCUGAAAACAGAGAUAUUAAUUUCAUACCUGUGCCCAGUAUCAGUCCUGAGCUCAAAGUAAAUGUCACUUCACCUGUAAGCAAUGAAAUUAGCUUCACACCUGUGUCCACAGGUAAAUCUUCACCUGAGCUGCUGCAUUUGUGUUCAAAUCAAAUGGGGAAUACCUCAGAGUUUCCAGGCUUGGAGGAUACCUACAUUGCAUCUUCAAAUGUAUCUACUCCUCCUACAAAUGAUAAUGGGGAAAUAGAUUCCCUAACUGUGUCAGCCCCUUCCAGAGAAACAAAAGAGCUGGUGUUUUCAUCCAAUCAGAUAUCUGCCUCUGCAGAUGUCAAAGCAUCGCCUGAGAUCAAUGAGAUUUUAUUUCCUGAUAACUCAGCACCAGCUCACUCACCAGAACCAGUAAUAAUUCACUCACCUAUGGGUUAUACCAUUAGCCCGUUGCCUAUAAAUGAGAGAAAGGUUUAUUCAACUGAACCUGAAGCCUCAUCAUCCUCCACUGUUGUCACAGGGAUUGAUAACAGUGAUAUCUGCUCAUCACCUGAUCAUUUGGUUUUAGAUCGCUCACCAGAACCAGUAAUGAUUCACUCACCAAUGUGUUAUACAAUUAGUCCAUCACCUACACAGGAAAGAAAUGUUAAUUCAGCUGAACCUGAAGCUUCACCAUCCUUCCCCAUCAUCGCAAGAUUUGAAAACCGUGAUAUCCGCUCAUCUCCUAAACACUGUAAAGUUCUAGCUUGCUCGCCAGAACCAGCAAUAAUUCACUCACCUGUGGGUUAUACAAUUAGUCCAUCACCAACAAAUGAGAGAAAUAUUAAUUCAACUAAAUCUGAAGCUUCACCAUCCUCCCUUGUCAUCACAGGGACUGAUAAAAGUGGUAUCUGCUCCACUCCUGAGCACUCGGUUCUAGCUCAUUCACCACAAUCAGUAAUAAUUCACUCACCUAGGGGUUAUUCCAUUAGCCCAUCUCCUAUAAAUAAGAGAGAAAUUUAUUCAACUGAACCUGAAGCCUCACCAUCCCCCCCUGUUGUCACAGGUAUUGAUUACAGUGAAAUCUGCUCCUCUCUUGAUCAUUCAGUUCCAGCUCAUUCACCAGCACCAGUAAUAAUUCACUCACCUUUGAGUUAUACUGUUAGCACAUCACCAACAAAUGUGAGAAAGUUUUAUUCAAUAGAGCCAGAUGACUUACCAUCGUCCCCUGUCGUGACAAGGUUUGAUUAUGCAGCAACACCAACAUACAGUAGGGAUUCCACACCUGAGUUAAGGAGCAUUACCUCCACUCCAAACAGCAGACUAAACUACCUUACACCUGAACCAACAUCUCCAGCACCUUCACUAGAUCUGCGAUCAGUCACCUGCUCACCUGAAAUCAAGACAAUUACAUGCAGUGUUCUGUCACAAAAUACAAAAUCCCCAGUGAUUGGAGGCAUCACAUAUAGUGUUGUUUCACCAAUUGAUGUUUUGGCAAAGUCACCUGAGGCUCAUUUUAGAAAUGAUGCCUCCAUCUUGCCUACCUCAAGGGAUUUUUUGUCAACACCAGGGAGCAGAUCAAGGCCUUCAUUAUCUGCUUUAAACCAUACCAGAGAUACAACAUUAUCCCCUGAUCUUCAACUAAACCUGGAGACUUCCAUCCCUUUUGAACAGACAGAAAAUCAACUUUUAUCAAUUAUCUGUGAUGAAAUGAAUCCUCCUUCCCUUAACCCAAUAAACAGCAGUCAUUUUGAUGACCCUCCUUGCUCAGAGACGUUCAAAAGGAGUGAAUCAGUCCUAGAGGAAUGUAGAGACAUUGGACCACAAGUGCUCAGGCAAAUGCAGAUCUUGCAGGAUUUACCAUCUAAACCCUUAAAUCCUGGAUCACCAAUAGUACAAAUGGAAAAAAUUAAGGAAAUUGUUGAUGACGGCACAGCUGAUUCAAACACGUGUGGAGCACCAACCUCCCGAAGUCCAUGUGCCUCAUCUGUGUCAAUGCCAGUGGCAUCUGUGGUGGAGAAACAAUGCUUGGAGGUUUAUGACAGUAACAGUGGGACAGAGAUUUUAAAGAAUGAUUCUCCCAGUAGUGACAAGAGGCUUAGCCAAGUGCCUAUAGCAUUGAGGGAAAGCCCGAGGGCUAUCCGUAGAGACAGUGGUGGAGAAUAUGACAGGAAGCCACGCAGGGAGAAAGAAAGUGAAAAUAGGGAGGGAGAUCAACAUGUAUUGGGAGAAGGGGAGGAGACUAUGUGUGAGAGUAGUUACAGAGGGGAACAGGUUGAGCUGUCAUUCAGUUCCAGAAAUAGUAAAGGGCCUGCAGGCCACAGCCCAGCUCCCUCAAGUCGAGACCCAAAGUUGGGAAUUCCAGCUUGCUGUUAUUUUGAGUCACACCCAACAACUCUGCAGCAACAGAAUCAGUUCAGAGCACAGGGCUCACAACAAGAGGACAAGGGUGGUGCCAGGAGGGUCCAAUCAGCUCUCCAGGAUAUAUACAGCAGUGCAGGCUUUCUUACCACAGAGAAUACUGUUGAGACCUCCAGCAUGGGAAGUGAGUUUGAUGAGGCAGACAAUGAGGUAAAAUGGCUUACAGAUCUGGCCUUCAGAAGCCUAUCAAGCCCUCAGGUGGAUUAUUUGGAUGUGAACAAUUCAAGCCACAGGUCAUCUACAAAUGUUUCGCAGCCAUCAACCAUGGAUAGCCCUGGUGCUGUUGCAUGGAUGACCUACGCAGACUUAAGUAGCUCAGUGUUCCAUGAAAAUGAUGACUUGUUCCACAGUUCCUCAUUUUUACCCUGUGAUGGCGCAGACCCGAAGAAAUGCUUUGAGAUGGAGAGUUUUGAGUGUGUGGAUGUUGCAUUAGAGAGCAAGGAAGAGUCCAGCAGGGGAAAGAGGACAGUACCCAAAAGGCAGAUACAGUUGUUAAGGCGGAACACAGAUGAAUCAAAAACCAAAGGGAACGCUAAAAAUGUUUUGGAUUCACGCUCAAAAGACAUCCUUGUUCGUCAACACAGCACACCAGCUUCUGUGCAGGAGGUCAUGUCCAGAGAGGACCCAAAUUCAUCUAAAAAUGUUAGGAAAAGGAUAUUGCAGAAGUCUGCGUCUUUAGAUGAUGCCUCUUCUAAGACCCAAAUUGCCUCCUCCAUUAUCAAGAGCGUGGUGUCAAAGAAAAUGCAGGAUGCACAAAAGGAAACAUCAUGUAGUGAAGACCCAAGUCCAUCUGAAGAUAAAAACAAACAUCCUUAUAUCAGUCCCAGCUUCUUUGAUGGUCUACCAAGUAACAUGGAAAAGCAUAGCUUAAGUUCUAGCCAACAUUCUGAAUGUACUCUUUUAUCUGAAGAUUUUUCUGACAGAGAGGAGAGAAAUACACAUCAGCAGCUGAAGAAGUGUACCCCAAAAGUUCCUCCAAAACCAAUAUUGAGACCUGCAUUCAUUAACACUGGGGAAGCUGGGCUAAUGGAAAACUUAUUGUGGGAUGAAAUCAGGCCUAAAAAGGCUAUUCCAUUUGAAGACAAAGUCCGCAAGAAUGAUGCAAAGAAGGGAGGAGGUGGCAACCUAGGAAAGCGGUACAAUAGUGACUCAGCAAAUGCCAGUGCCAGGACCACAAGUGUUGCUGUUGCCACUCAAGCAGUAAGCAUGCAGAGCAGAACAAUAAGCAGAGACACAGAGUGCCAAAUGGCACCAGAAACCCAAAGACAACGGGGUGGUAGGAAUGUAUUUAUGUCAAAAUCCCCAGAAAUAACUCUGAAACCUUCCACUAUAAAAGAGAAAAAGAAGUCUUCUCUGAAAGUUUCUUUAUCCCCUGACAUAGAACUGUCCAGAGAAAUGUGUGAAUCCCAGUCCGUUGAAAAAUCUGCAGACGAUAUAAGCACCAAAUCUAUGGUAGUUAUAGAAACUGAAGAAGAUAAUAACAACAGCAGAACAAAAUCUGUCAUACAUAGAGUUAGGGAUGUAAGGAAAUUGGUUAAAAACACAUACAACCUGUCUUUCAAAGCAUCGCAUACAACCGCUACCGCAGAAGACACACCAAUUCAAGAGAAAAGAGAGAAACCACCACAAACUCCUCCAGCCCUGCACAUUGAAUGCAAAGCUAUUAGUUGGAAGGACAAGCAAACAUCAGGCAGUAAAGCAAUCCAGUGGCAAGAUGAAACACAGGCUGUUGACAUAUCAAAAAUAUCACAACCGAGGGAGGGCGCAGAGACAAGCAGAGAUACUGAUAUCACUGAAAUAACAUCCAAAGCCUCUUUGCCAAAGAUACUGCCUUCUGAACAUAAAGCGACAGAUUUCCAGUGUGCAACCUUAGAUGGAUUAAAUGAAUAUGAGAGAUCUUCCAUUUACUCUGAUCAGAGUACUAAGCAAGGGAUGCCCCCAAGACCCCCCAGUAAGGAGAAGGAAGUGUCUGCAUUGGUGGUUCUGCCGGAUGGCACAUCCAAAACAUUUCAGAAUACCUUUGACUCUAAAAUCACUGACCCCACUCAAAUAAAAGCUGCAAGCAGCAGCAGCCACUCUGUAUCUAUGCUACUUAAAGAGAAAGGAAUGCAGGCUGACAUUGGAGUUUGUGAUGUUCUUACUAUUAGUGAGAGUGCUAUAGCUAAACAUGUGAACAGGCUUGAGGUACCUUUACAGGUCUGUUUAUCAGAAGAUAUCUCAAGUGAAGCACAAGAAAACACACAAAAUACAGCAUUGUCUUGCAAUCUAACACCUCUUGGCAACAGUUCCUUGAGGACAUCCCAUUGUCAUGAUGGCCCUCACUUUAAGCCAAAAGAACAAAGUGACAGUCCCAAAGGAAUGCUGACAGAACAAUCUUCAUUACAACAAACAGAGGAAGAAAAGAAGAAAAUAACUGCCACCAAAACUAUGACACAAAUGCCAACUAACCUAACAACAUUAGUUAAGCCAGAGGUGAGGUCUUUUUCAAAUAAUUCAAAAAAUAAUGCUGUGACAACAACUGCAUCAAAAGAGAUUGAGUUACCCAUACAAGUGAGGUCAAUAUCCAGUGAUAGGCUAAAGACAUUUGUGCCUCCAAAACCCAGCUAUAAACAGUCCUUUGCAGAAAUUAGGUCAAUGUUAAGUGAUCCACCCAAACAAGAUAUCCAUACGGUGUCUCUUAUUAAACAGCAAACCAAAUUAACUGGUGAAUCAAAGAAAAAUGAGAUGCCAGCAACACUGAUAGUCAAGGAUCAACAGGCCUCAUCAAGCAAUACAAAAAGAUUGGCUCUAUCGGCUGUUUCAAGCUGCAAACCAUCACCCAUUCCAUUGACAACAGCUCCAAGUUCUGUGCAGAAAUCCACUACAAUGACAUUGGCCAGUGUGGAUCAGCAGCAAUCUUCAACCAGAAGCACUCACCAGCAACUGACUACAUCAAUUAAUCAAGACCAGUCAAUACUAGUUAGUUAUUUUGCGUCCAAUCCAUCCGUGAGGCCCACAUGUUCAAAGGCCCAUAGCCACACACAACCUGUGUCAAGAGUAUCACCUAAUAACAGAUUUCACACAGACGACCAUCAUUUCUAUGCUACUGAUGACCCCCCCAGCUAUGAUGAGCAAGAGAGUUUCAGCCCACUAUGGUUGUCAGAUUUGCACCCACAAGAGCCAUACAGGUAUCAUCCAACCACUAAGCAAUCUCUAUGUUCCUGCACAUCAUGUUCCCACUUACAUCGAGGUCAUCCCGACCACAGCUCACAAGAACAGAUUCCACCAGCCUCUCAGUCUCCAGGCCAAGUCUUCACCUGUCCAGUAGCUCCUCCACAAGCUCAGGUUCAUCCUCAUCAAUGCAGGCCAGAUGGCCAGGCCCAAAAUUACCCAAGAGUCUCACCAAAUACCACAAUAUCCCAUGUUCCAGCUUUAAUUCAGCCUUUGCACCACCCAAGAGCCUGUCCUGUUGCAAAUACACAACCCUAUGGUGAUGACCAAUCACCAACUUCUGGGCAGCACAGGGACAGACGUCCAGCUAAUCAUCAUUCUCCACAAGUAGCAGGUCCUGCACCAUAUCACGAGUACCCUCAUUCAGCCAACAUGUCUACUAUGUCUACUCUGGAUCCCAGACCUCAGUUGUUUAAUCCCCAAGAUUUGCCACCAUCCUUUGGUCAUGAUUAUGGGAAUGAAGGUCCAGGUGGAGACAGUGUAUUGUAUCCAGAGAAUCCAAGUGGACUCAGCUGUGGCCAAGGACCUCGUCGUGUACUUCUUGAUCCUGAGACUGGUAAAUACUUUUAUAUCGAGGUACCAAUGCAGCCACUCAGAAAAAUGCUGUUUGAUCCAGAAUUGGGCCAGUAUGUGGAAGUUCUAAUACCACAGCAGGCAAUGUCCCACUCUGGGCUGUACCCACCAGCUGCACCACCAUUCUCCUCUCUGCACAAUCCAGAGUUGUAUGCACCACAGUAUCUUCCUUAUGCAAUACCAUCUUACCCAGCAAUGCCCAGCAGUGCCCAGCAAGUACGACAUCCAGAGCUGCCUGCUGUCCCCACAACACUUCACCAGACUUCCUUAAGAUACGGAAGCCCUGAUAGCCAGAUUCCAAAAAAUGAACCAAAAGGCCACUCAUCGCUGGAUCAAAGCUAUUUAGAGAGCAUGUAUUACAUUCCCACUGGGAUGAAUACAAGUCCAAAUUCUACCCCUUCAGAUUUCAAGCCACCUUCAAGCAUACCUCCUGAAGGAAGAAGAGCAUGAAAUGACAGUAGAAGGAUGUGGCCUGUUUACAUUGUAAAUCUGUUCUAGACACUUAUAGUCAAAAGUUGUGGUUUCUCAGUUGGAAGACUAUAGGGCUGUUCUCACCGAAUGCAUUUUUGCAUUCAUCUGCACUGUUUUAAAAUGUUUUCUCUCUUUUGUAAACAUAUGCUAGACGGAUAUCUUUGAUCAUUGUGCCACAUCUUGCUGUUGUUGUUUUUUUGUCUUAUUUUUUUUCUUUGCAGCAUCUCGUGCAGGAGCGCAGCAUUUUUAAGGUUAUUAAAAGUCAUUUUAAGACCCUUUACCUGCUUUAAGACAUCUACAUUUAGCUUUUUUUAGUGCAAGAACACGUUCAGUCUGAAUAGCUCCUAAGGUUGCAGAAUUAUUGUUGUUUUUGCUGCUUUUAUUUCAAACUAACUGUAAAAAGAUGUUAAACAUGUUAAAUACAAAAUUUCAAAAAAUCUCUAACAUUUUACAUAUGGUUGGCAAUUAUGUGAAUCAUUCACUUUCCUUUUAAGUAUCAAUAGGCCAAGCUUAUUCAAUAGUAGUCCUGUUUUUAUUAAAGCUUGCAUUGUUCAAUUAAUAAUAACCUCCUUGAAUACCCUUAAUAGUUACAAGUUAUGUAUUUCUGGGGAUUUAUUUUGUUACAGCUGUAACAAUGUACAGUAUUUAGAAUUUUCACUUCUCUGUUCAGACAUUAAUUCUAAAAUGCAUUAAAUGGCAUAAAUUAAUUUCUUUGUGCAAGGCCUUUCAUGUACCCUGGAAUGUGCAAGAAAAAGAACGCUGUACAUUUGGCUAGAAAGGAAUGUGAAAGCAAGAUCCACCAGGGUUCAUCAGUAUCAAAACUGCUUCAAAAUUGUUUUCUGUCAUCACAAGAUUGCCAUUUACUAUUUUUUUUUUUUUUACACACGGAUGU
Molecule: messenger RNA, 9896 nt
Organism: Myxocyprinus asiaticus (Chinese sucker)
Lineage: Eukaryota; Metazoa; Chordata; Actinopteri; Cypriniformes; Catostomidae
Exons: 2
Coding region: 1379-8983 (2534 amino acids)
Cellular component (GO): nucleoplasm
Source: RefSeq, a predicted model, not a curated record